This is a messenger RNA of Cicer arietinum (chickpea), 968 nucleotides long. RefSeq names its product thaumatin-like protein 1. The record is from RefSeq and is a predicted model, not a curated record. Lineage: Eukaryota; Viridiplantae; Streptophyta; Magnoliopsida; Fabales; Fabaceae.
AUAUACAUAUUGUGGUAAAAUUUAUAUCACAUCCAAAACAAUCAAGCAGCUCAUAAAAAUUCAAAAUCAUUGAGCAAUGGAAGCUGGUGGACUUUUUCUGCUGGUCUUAUCAGCCCUUUUCCUCUCAGGAGCUAACUCAGCAACAUUCACAAUCAAAAACAAUUGUCCAUACACUAUAUGGCCAGCUACUCUGACUGGUGGUGGAGGCUCACAAUCAGCUUCCACCGGUUUUGAGCUAGCCUCCAAAGCUUCAUCCACUGUUAAAAUCUCUGCUCCAUGGAGUGGUAGAUUCUGGGCCAGAACAGAAUGUUCAACCAGAGAUGGCAAAUUUACUUGUGCUACUGGUGAUUGUGCAUCUGGUCAGUUAUCAUGCAAUGGAGCCGGUGGAAUCCCUCCAGUUACUCUUGUGGAAUACACUCUUGCAACUGAUGGUGGAAAAGAUUUCUAUGAUGUUAGCCUUGUUGAUGGUUUCAAUCUACCGGUUUCGGUAACACCACAAGGAGGUGCAGAGGACUGUCGAUCAACUAGCUGCCCUGCUAAUGUGAACAAAGUUUGUCCUAACAAUUUUGCAGUUAAAGGGUCAAAGGGAGAUGUGAUUGCUUGCAAGAGUGCAUGUUUGGCCUUUAAUCAACCUCGGUAUUGUUGUAGUGGAGAUUUUGCUUCACCUGAUAAGUGUCCACCAACAAGUUAUUCAAAGAUUUUUAAGACACAAUGCCCUCAAGCUUAUAGCUAUGCUUUUGAUGAUAAAACUAGCACCUUUACUUGCUCUGGUGGAGCAAAUUACUUAAUCACAUUUUGCCCCUGAACUGAUGUUGAUCAGAUAGAAAUCCAUCUAGAUUAGCCUGGGAAAUUCGCCAGUUAAUUAUCAUAUUUUUUAUUAUAUUAAAUGAAUAAUGCACAUAUGAAUGCAUUAAUAAAUCUUUGUGUAACAAUCAACAAAAGAUAUAUAAUUAUGAGAUUAUUUUGUA